AUGCUAGACUCGGGAGUCUAUUUUGCCCCAUCUGUCGAAGAUACAGUUGGAAAGGCACGAGGAGAUGGAGCCUGGUUUGUUGCUCAGAUUCGAAUGGGCAAAAUAUUUCAGAUAAACAAAAAUGAACUUUAUCCGGUAGAUGCGUCAAAUCCAAAUUACAAUAAAGAAAAAGAUAUAUUAGUAAAAAGUUCAGCGUGGUAUUCGGAAUAUGAUACAUGCUAUUUGAAUCAUGGGGAUGACAGUAGAGAUGAAUUUGUUGUAAAAGAUCGAGAGCAAAUUAUUAAAUGGGUAGUUGUAAUCGAACGCCCGCAUAAUAGUACAGUGGAAUACUAUGGUCUUGAUAAGGAAUUCGAUUCGACACCAUGCGGCUGCUCCUAUGCCAAAGCAAGAUUUGUUGUGUUAUUUGAUGGAGUUCCAUUAACUGCCGAUGAGAAACAAGGUGAGGUUUUGUUUGGUGUCGAAAUUCGAGGAUGGCGUCCAGCCAGUGGUCCUCGAGGAUAUAUUGCCACAGCAUUCAAUACAACAACGUUAGAGGAUUUUACAGAAAAUUAUAGAAAUGUUGGUGAAUUUACGUUCACACCUGAUGUAUUUCCUGGUUAUUUUUGGUUUUUUCGACCAUUUCUUACGUUUUCUAAGUUCAAUGUUGUGUCAACAAAUUUUAUGACUGCAGCUGCCUCAGAAUCAUUUCAUGUACAAGGUUUUCCAAUGAGAUGUAGUUGA
This is a messenger RNA of Didymodactylos carnosus, 720 nucleotides long. The record is from the annotation of a GenBank genome assembly. NCBI's taxonomy places the organism in Eukaryota, Metazoa, Rotifera, Eurotatoria, Philodinida, Philodinidae.